This is a messenger RNA of Peromyscus maniculatus bairdii (prairie deer mouse), 1874 nucleotides long. The record is from RefSeq and is a predicted model, not a curated record. NCBI's taxonomy places the organism in Eukaryota, Metazoa, Chordata, Mammalia, Rodentia, Cricetidae.
AAGGAGACCAUGUAGAUAUAAUCUGCAUGGGGGUAACGAAUCAUGACAUAAAGACACUAAAAUACUUCAAGGAUGGAUCUCAAAUAGGUACUUACAACGGUUUCUGGAUCUACACCAUUUCGAAAGCAAGAUUCAGUGACAGUGGCUCCUAUUUCUGUAAGGCAGAUAGGAAAGUUUCCCUAUAUAUGGACACGAAAGAAGAAACAAGAUCUAUGUGGCUUAAUGUCUCAGAGCUGUUUCCGGCACCUGGGCUGACAGCAAGCCCCCUGCCGCCCAUAGAGGGGAGUUCAGUGACCCUGUCCUGCAACACCAGGCUUCCUUCAGACAGGGCAACGACCCAGUUACGCUAUUCCUUCUUCAAAGAUGGACACACUUUGCGGUCGGAAUGGACCUCACCGAAGUUUACGAUCUCAGCAAUAUGGAAAGAAGACUCAGGAAAUUAUUGGUGUGAGGCGAUGACCGCAUCUCACAGUGUCUUGAAGCGGAGUCAACGGUCCUAUAUAGAUGUGGAGAGGAUCCCUGUGUCUCAAGUCUCCAUGGAGAUCCAGUCUCCAGGGGACUGGGGAAUUGAAGGGCAAUCGCUGGUCCUUGUCUGUUCUGUGGCUAAAGGCACAGGGCUCAUCAUGUACUCCUGGCACAGAGAGGAUACAAAGGAAAGUGUGGGGAGGAAAAGCCAGCAUUCCCAGAGAGCAGAGCUGGAGAUCGCUCCUGUCAGGGAGAGCCACGCAGGGGGUUACUACUGUACUGCUGACAACAGCUAUGGCCUUGUCCAGAGUGCAGUGGUGACCGUCACAGUGAAAGUUCCGGUGUUGGACCCUGUCCUCUCCAUCAAUGUUCCUGGGGUGCUGCCCUUUAUUGGGGACGUGGUGGAGCUUCAGUGUGAAGACAAGAGAGCAUCUCCUCCCGUUCUGUACUGGUUUUAUCACGAAAAUAUCACUCUGGGCAACACCUCAGCACCUUCUGGAGGAAAAGGAGCCUUUAAGCUCACUCUGACUGCAGGGCAUUCUGGGAACUACGCCUGUGAGGCUGACAAUGGCUGGGGGAGGAAGCGCAGUGAGGUGGUACCACUCAACGUCACAGAGCCUCCACCCAAAGUGCGUCUGGUGAAUGGUCCCCACCACUGUGAAGGUCGUGUAGAGGUGGAACAGGAAGGUCGCUGGGGCACUGUAUGCGAUGACGGCUGGGAUAUGAAGGAUGUGGCAGUGGUGUGCCGAGAGCUGGGCUGUGGAGCAGCCAAGCACACACCUAUAGCCAUGUUGUAUCCACCAGUAGUUGAUGAAGCUCUGCCUGUGCUCAUUCAGGUGGCCCUGUGCAAUGGGACAGAGAAGACCCUGGCUGAAUGUGACCAGGUUGAGCCCUUUGACUGUGGACAUGAUGAAGAUGCUGGGGCUGUGUGUGAAGCUCUGUCCAUCAGAACGAAGCUCUGGAUUCUAAUGGUUGAGUACCAGCUGAUGGGUCAUGUUGGAAAGACAUUGGUGGCCCAGAAAGUCGGGUCCAGGAAUCAGGCCAUACCAGGCAAAGAAUCCAGAGGUCUUGCCUAGCACUUCCUGAAGACUGAAUGACCAGACACCAUCAGAUCUCCUAUUUUCUGCAUUUGGACCUCACCGGCCUCAUAGUCCAUAGUUCUCACUGGACUUCAAGACUUCAUCUGUGAAUCAUCCUUCAACAGGAUACAAAACAAUUCUGCUCUGAGCUUAAGUUCUAGCAGCAGUAAAGAAGGCCCAAGUCCCCUAGUCCCUGGAAGCUAAGCUUGGAAAAACUGUUCCCUUUCCAGUUCCUUCUAGCUAUCUCCUUGGAGGGAUGAAGAGGUGGGCCCAAGUGAGAAUCACGUGUGCUUGGGCCUUUCAUCUGCUAGAAUGUGGUCAAAUAAAGUA